This is a messenger RNA of Nakaseomyces glabratus, 1725 nucleotides long. It is a transcript of the gene SPO21, whose product is annotated as Spo21p. NCBI's taxonomy places the organism in Eukaryota, Fungi, Ascomycota, Saccharomycetes, Saccharomycetales, Saccharomycetaceae. The record is from RefSeq and is a predicted model, not a curated record.
AUGGAAUCCAUUAUAGAAAACGAUACCAUUGAGCAGGACUCGUUAGAUAGUAUCGAGUUGCGUGUGCCACAACUUGAAGAUUAUUCUAUCCACACAUAUGAGAACUCAUCAGAUGGGACAACUUCCUACUCUGACGGAAGCGAACUUAGCUCAUCCUCGAGCAAAGUGAGCUUCCGCGAUAAAGUUAGGCAGAUAUUUAAGAAAACGCCUAAGACGGACGCAAAUGAGGAACAUGAUGAACAGAGCAAUAGCUCAUUCUCGUUUUUUAGAGUGCACAGAAAGAAGAAAUGUCCUGAAGAAAAUGAACUUGAAUCAAGUAACGAUUCAGAGAAAUUGGACAAUCUUCAACCAAAUGACACCAUUGAUGGAUACUCAAAUCGAGAAAAUAUCAUGAUGCAAAAUGGUUCAAAAUCACCUAACAAUGAUCAUAGUGUGGAGGCUAACGAUUCCACCGGUCUCUUAUUAGCAAAAAGCAUAGACAACAUCGAAGAUUAUAGUGAUUAUGAAAAUGACGCUGAUAUAUUUGAUUCUAAUGAUCAAGGAAAGCCGGAAAUCUCUCCGUUAACUCCAGCUGAGUUUAAUAACGAUUUGGGAAAAUAUAAAGGUGUUUACGAUUUUUCUGAAUUCUUCUAUGAGGUCUGGCAGCUUAUAACUAAUGAUGGGAUUACUUUAGAAAGUAUUGGAAAUCAAAAACCUAAAGACUAUCUCCUAGAAUCCAUACGGCAACUAAUGACAGAAAACAAUAAACUAAAGGUGGGAAUGGAAGAGUUUGAAGAGGAGUUGCUACAAAAGAAUACAGAGUUACAGAAAGCUAAGAAAACCUACAAGGAUAAACUGAAGAAAUCUGAAGACAAAUACAAAACUAUUAUUAAGAAAUACAUUGCUGAACUAAAAAUUAUGACAGACGAUAAGAACAAUACCGCUUGUAAAGAACUUAUAGAUUUUGAUUCUAUGAAUCAAGCUUUAAAACAACGAAUCGCUAUUUUGGAGUCUGAGUCAAAUGAUUUGGACACAAGAAAUAAGGCAUUGACUGAAAAGCUUGAGAAAAUGACUGAAAAGGUUGGUGAAGUCUCUAGGCAGUUAAUUACGAUGCAAGAGGCCAAUGAAAGGUUUAAAGAAUCUCUAGAUGAUUCAACAACCAAGAUUGAGAGAGCCAGCUUUGAGAUCGAUAGGUCCUGUACGGCAAUUAAUCAUUUAAAGCAGAAAUACGAAUAUCAAAAAAAGAAGACAUUGACCUUACUGAAACGAGACAAAACUCAAAGGAAGAUGGCUGAAUUUUUUGAGACGUACAUGAGAGAAUCGUUGUCCUUUGUGGGCUACUUAUUAGAAGCAUUUAAGGGCAAAUUUAACGAGACUGACUAUAAUGAGUUACAAAAUUAUUAUCUAGAUAUAAGCAAGAUAACGGAGCUCAAAGGUGAUUUACGAGAUGCUGAAAACGUUGAUUCUAGAAUUCAUAGUCUGGAAGAGAUGAUAUUUAACUUUUAUUCUGUUGCAGCUAAGGCUCAAUUUGUAGAGCCUAUAUUGGUGAGGCAGGAUACUGCUGAGAGAUCAGUUACUUUCCUAACUGGCCAGCUUGAAAGUCUCAAGAAAGAACUGCAAGAAACCAAGAAAAUAAUUAAGCAAAUGAAGAAGGCCAGUUCAAACUCAAGCCAUUAUGUCAACAAAUCACAAAGGAGAUUAACAAACAAAACACAUACUGAAAUUCUUGCAGAUUUACCAAUAUAA